GCUCAGGGAGGACAGGAUCUCCAUCAAAAUCUUACUGGGGGACAUCGAGUUCAUCAAGUCACUUAAAAGGAGGAAAGACCAAGAAGAGAAAUCCUUUUGAAUUCCAGUUAAGUUCAACGAAGAUUAAGAUGAAGUUAUAGUUUUAAAUUUGAUUUAUGUGACAGCGAUCUCUCUCAUAUCUCUAGAGCAUAUAUCUAUGAAGCAUGUUAGCACUUAGAGAAAGAAACAAAUAAGAGAUGAAAAUACUCUACUGAAACCGCUAUGCAAAGGAAAACAGAGCAGAAAAGGAGACGAUGCAUAGUUUCCUCACACAUGGCACAGGUUCAGCCCGAGACCCUGCUGUGGACCAGGAGGUGGGACACGAAUACUAAACAGCCGAGGAUGAAAAGGACUGCAGAGCACAAAGGUAAUAAGUCAGCUAAAUGGAGCAGCAGCAGCAGCAGCAGCAGCAGCAGCGGGGCCUCUGUAGCUUCACCCCGGGACGGUCUGCGUGCUGCAGGGCUGGGGUCUCCACCUGUCAGCCCACCAUGCGUUUGUCCAUCACCUCGACCACCGGCAGCCCGGUGGAGCUCACUGUCCCCGCAGGAGAGACUGUGGAGGGACUGAGGACACACAUCUCCCAAAGACUCAGACUGCAAACAGACAGAAUCGUCCUCCUGUACAGAGACAGGCAGCUGACUGCAGGAAAACUGUUGGACCUGGGUGUAGCAGAUGGCAGCAAACUGACCCUGGUUCCUGUCAUUGAAGCUGGAUUAGUAUGCUCAACUGCCAGAGCUGAGAAAACUAUGAUGGAUGUUUUGGAAAGUUUAACAGAAGUCGAGAUCGGUGAUUUCCUGUCCGGGCGCUCACCUCUGACCAUUAAUCUGGGAAUUGGUGCCCACAUGAUGUAUGUGCAGCUCCAGCUGUCUGCACAGACUGUGGCGGAGCUGCAGCAGUGCCGGCACUUGAGAGCAGAGAGCUGCAGCGAGCUUCAAACCGGCCUGCCCGCUGCCAUCAGGAUGAGCCGCCCUGACUCUGCCUCAGCCUGGUCCUCCACCAACACCACAGGAUCUGCUACCUCACCUGCUUCCCAAACCCCUACUCCAGCCCCGGACUCUUCUGACUCUACAUCCUCGAUCCUGUUUAGCGCUCAAACACCCAGAACUUCUUUUAACUCAACAGCUCCCAUCUCCCACUCAUCCACCACUGCCUCUGCUGUGAACUGCCAUCACCACUCACCUCCACAUCCGUCCUGUCCUCUCAACUCUACGCACACAUCUUGUCCUAUUCUUUCAACCCCUUCUUUGCAUUCUGGUUGUCCACCACAAGCAGCCAUACCAGUCUGUUCACCUGCUCCCACCGGCUCCAUUCCUGGACCCCGGAGCCCAGCGCCAGCCUCAACCUUCAAAGAGAGAAAUGUUCAUGCCUCAUCUGCUGCAGAGCUGUGCAAGCAGCCAGGAGCAGUCAUAGAAAGUUUUGUGAGCCACUCUCCAGGCGUCUUCUCUGGGACUUUUUCUGGCACUCUGGCUCCUUGCAGUCAGAGCAGUAUCAGCCAUCCUCGAAGCGGCAUCGCCAUCAUUCUCCAGAUCCUCAAUGACCUCCUCAGGACUGCCUAUCACCACCAGGGGGCUCCACCCGCCCUCCCUCAUCUCCACUGUCCUGCUUCAAACCUUCCGGCCAGCCCGCUGCUCACAGCAGAGGAGCAAAGCAAAGCUAAAAGCAAAACACCGGUGACCCAGAGGGCUGAGCAUCUCAGUAAAACUCCAGGCGAGGAGAGUCACCCCGUCCAUUCAUCCACACAGGAGAAUCAAGCGUUGCACUGUAAGCUGGAGCGCCUGCAGUUUUUGAUGCAUCAGAGGCGUCUUCGCAAGCGGACUCGCAGGAACUCACACCUCUCACAAACGUCUCACCCAUACCAGCAUCGUCACCAUCGUCCCUAGUCUUCCGGACGUAAAAGAUCCACCCACUCUGAUAGCAACGGCAGCUUUCUUAAGAGCGACGGUGCCUCCCCUGAUGACGAGAAGGAACCAUCAUGGAAACCAGAGCUGACCCCUGACCUUGUGAAAUGGGUGAAAGAGCAACAGAGUACAUUCAGGGCCAUUAAAGGUUUCUGAGAUGGAGAUGUUUGUUGCUAUUUUUACACUAUGAGCUUUCUGAAGAAUGUAAGCCCAAAAGAUCCGAGGAGUCUGAUUCCUGCGGCUUUCACUGCACUGAGCACGUUACUUUAUCUGAGUCCGUCCUUCAGUGACACUGGCUCUCAUUGUUAUGUAGCAUAUGUCACAAAAGGUUCCAAUGUAUGUUUUCAUGUUAUACAUCUUGGUGUUUUGUACAAAGACCUCUUACUGUAUGUUUGUUUAUGUAUUCUAAUGCCUUAACCAUACAUGUCUUGAAUGUAAACUGUAUUGUUUUGUUCUGUGCAGAGGAUGUUCCUCUGAAAUGUUUUACUUAUGCAAUAUUAAAAUGUCAACGAGAGGAAGGAAAAAAAUAUGCCAAGAAUAAAGGAUAAAGUUGAAAAACCUGGA
Messenger RNA from Siniperca chuatsi (mandarin fish), 2501 nucleotides. Its product is annotated as midnolin-like. The transcript has 9 exons. Lineage: Eukaryota; Metazoa; Chordata; Actinopteri; Centrarchiformes; Sinipercidae. The record is from RefSeq and is a predicted model, not a curated record. Gene Ontology annotation, cellular component: nucleus. The coding region runs from base 423 to 1919 and encodes 498 amino acids. Gene Ontology annotation, molecular function: protein binding.